Messenger RNA from Leptidea sinapis, 2953 nucleotides. RefSeq names its product membrane alanyl aminopeptidase-like (gene Apn1). Gene Ontology annotation, cellular component: cytoplasm. Lineage: Eukaryota; Metazoa; Arthropoda; Insecta; Lepidoptera; Pieridae. Gene Ontology annotation, biological process: peptide catabolic process; proteolysis. The transcript has 14 exons. The coding region runs from base 12 to 2903 and encodes 963 amino acids. Gene Ontology annotation, molecular function: metalloaminopeptidase activity; peptide binding; zinc ion binding. The record is from RefSeq and is a predicted model, not a curated record.
ACAGCGCGGAAAUGGCUUCCCGCUGGGCUGUUUUAUUGGUGGGAGUGAUUUUGCUCCAAGGCUUAGUUGCCUUGAGUCCUGUUCCCGUUCCAGAAAAUGAAUGGGAAGAGUUUUUCGCAAUGUUGAAUGAUCCUCAGUACCGUCUUCCAACAACCUCUAGACCAACUCAUUAUGAAGUGACUUUGACUCCAUAUUUGGCGAGCAGCACAAGGCAAUUUACAUUCGACGGUCAAGUUACGAUUCAAAUUAAUGUUUUUGAAGCAACUAAUCAACUGGUACUGCAUUGUAAUGAUCUCGUUAUUCAGAGUCUGUCUCUGGAACGGAAUGGAGUUUCAGUACCUUUAAGCAAUUCAGAGUUUUCGUGCGAAAUGCCGUACAGCUUUUUGCGAGUAACGGCCACCGAAGUUUUACCAGUUGGAUCAGGAUAUGUCCUAAGAUCAACAUUUACUGGUAAUUUACAGUCUAACAUGCGUGGUUUCUAUAGAAGCUGGUACAAAGACAGUUCAGGUGAGAGAAGAUGGAUGGCAACAACUCAAUUCCAACCCGGUCAUGCCAGACAAGCAUUUCCUUGUUACGAUGAACCAGGUUUUAAAGCGACGUUUGACUUCACAAUUGUAAAGGAGCCCGGGUUCAGCCCCACAAUUGCCAAUAUGCCGUUAAAAGAAAACUCUACUUUAUCCGACAAUAGUGUUUCCGAAACAUUCUUCACAACUCCUCUAAUGUCGACAUAUUUGAUUGCAUUCAUCGUCUCUCAUUACAAAGUAGUUGCGACAAAUAACAAUUCUACAAGACCUUUUCAUAUUUAUGCACGAGAUAACGCUGGUAUUACUGGAGACUGGGCUUUAGAAGUAGGGGUCCAACUUUUGGAAGUGAUGGAGAAUUAUACACAGAUACCGUAUUAUGAAAUGGCUGCACAAAUUGAUAUGAAGCAAACUGCUAUUCCUGAUUUUUCAGCAGGAGCUAUGGAGAACUGGGCUUUACUAACUUAUAGGGAAGCUCUCAUUUUGUACGACCCACUAAACUCAAACCACUUUUAUAAGCAAAGAAUUGCGAAUAUUGUAUCCCACGAGGUUGCACACAUGUGGUUUGGUAAUCUGGUUACGUGUGCUUGGUGGGACAAUCUUUGGUUAAACGAAGGCUUUGCUAGAUUCUAUCAAUAUUUUCUCACGCAAAAGGUUGUGCCAGAACUUGGCUACGAUACAAGAUUCAUCGUAGAGCAACUCCACGUGUCCUUGUUGUCUGAUUCUGUUGACAGUGCUCAUGCUCUUACCGAUCUCAGUGUCAACGAUCCAACAAGUGUUUCCGCACACUUUUCAACUAUUACCUACGCAAGAGGGGCUUCUGUUUUAAGAAUGACUCAGUACUUACUUGGUCAAGAAACUUACGACAAGGCUUUGGUGAAAUAUUUAAGUGCCAGGAAAUGGGACGUAGCAGAGCCUCAUCAUCUUUUUGAAGCGUUAGACGCAGCUGCAGUGGAAGAUGGUGCACUUAGCUCUUAUGGUGGUAUUACAAUAGACACAUACUUUAGAUCAUGGUCAGAAAAAGCUGGUCAUCCUCUGUUAGACGUCAGAAUUGAUCAUGCAUCAGGACUUGUUACGGUUUCUCAGGCAAGAUGGGAACGAGACACUGGCGUAUCUCAAUUCGACUACACUUGGGAUGUCCCAAUAACAUGGACCAGAGCUGGCUCACCUGACUUUAAUAAUCUUAAGCCAUCUCAAUUCAUCAGAGCCCGUACAGAAACUUUCAGCAGUGGUAAAGAACCAUUGGAAUGGCUUAUCUUGAAUAAACAACAGUCAGGUUUCUACAGAGUGAAUUAUGACCGUGACAACUGGGUGCUUCUGACACGUGCCUUAAGGAGUAGCAACAGAACAGUUUUUCAUGAAUACAACAGAGCCCACAUCGUUGAUGAUUUGUUCAACUUUGCAAGAGCUGGAAUAAUGCCGUACAACAGCACAUUUAAUAUUUUGUCUUUCCUGGAAAACGAAGAUCAAUAUGCACCCUGGAUUGCUGCAAUAACUGGUUUUAAUUUCGUAAGAAGGCGUUUGGCACAUGAUUCUGAAAAUCUGGAAAAGUUGCAGAAUCGAAUUAUUGCCUCGAGUAGAGCAGUAGCAUCACGACUUGGUUAUUCAGAAAAAGAAGGGGAACCCUUCAUGGAUGGACUACUUCGUAUGUACCUCAUGACAUUCCUUUGCGAUGUUGGCGAUCCUCAAUGCUUAGCAGCUGCUAACACCAAUUUCCAACAAUGGCGAAAUGGAGCACAUAUUCCUGCAAAUAUGCGCCCAUGGGUAUACUGCGCGGGACUUCGCCAGGGAACUGCUGCCGAUUUCAAUUAUUUCUGGAAUCGCUAUCUUAAUGAAGACCUGGCAGGAGAAAUCGUUGUAAUGCUCCAAGCAGCUGGUUGUACCAAGGACACCGCUAGUUUAGAAGUUUUCUUAAAUGCUAUUGUUGACGGUCAGGAUACUGUGAGGCCUCAAGACCAUUCAACUGCUCUAAGCUCAGCUGUCACUGGAAAUGAAGAGAACACGUUGAAGGUUUUCGAUUGGCUGAAGAGAAAUUUAGAUCAGACUAUAAACGGGCUGGGAAGCGCAGCAACUCCUAUUAACAACAUUGGAUCACGUUUGCUUAACGAACAACAAAUGACAGAGUUCCGAUCCUGGUUAGAUCAAAACAGAGAUGUUUUGGGCACCGCGUACAGCACAGGAGUAAAUGCAAUUACCACGAGUAGAAAUAAUUUAGCAUGGUCUGGAAGACGUCUCUCCGAGUUCGUGACAUUCUUUGACACUGGUUAUGUUGAUGAGAAAUUGACCUUUGAAGACCUAGGAGAAGAAGAUGGUGGAGCGACCAUUGCCGCAUUAAGUGCGAUAACUUUACUGAUUACUCUCUCCAUUAACAUUUUCGCAUAAAUAAUUUGAGUAUUAUAGUAUAUUUCUAACAAUAAAAUUUUGAAGAGAAA